This is a messenger RNA of Malania oleifera, 4839 nucleotides long. Its product is annotated as probable cellulose synthase A catalytic subunit 5 [UDP-forming]. Gene Ontology annotation, cellular component: plasma membrane; trans-Golgi network. Lineage: Eukaryota; Viridiplantae; Streptophyta; Magnoliopsida; Santalales; Ximeniaceae. Gene Ontology annotation, molecular function: cellulose synthase (UDP-forming) activity. Bases 836 to 4156 code for a protein of 1106 amino acids. The transcript is spliced from 14 exons. The record is from RefSeq and is a predicted model, not a curated record. Gene Ontology annotation, biological process: plant-type primary cell wall biogenesis; cellulose biosynthetic process.
GUAGUGAAAGAGGCUUUGACGCAUGAGGUGUGUCGGCGGGGCGCUGCUCAUUCCACAAACUUUUUGAAAAGAAAAAACAAAAUGAGUGGCAGAGAGAGAGAGAGAGAGAUGGCCCCUUAUUUAUGACCUUUUUGACAUGCAUAUGGUUUAGACUAGUUUAGCUUCUUCUUCUUUUGUUUACUUAUCAUUAUUAUUAUUAUUAUUAUUAUUCAUUCAUUCAUUUAUUUAUUUAUUUCAUCAUCUGCCUCUGGCUCAAUGUGUGUCGGCAGACUGUAAUUUUCUCACCCAGCAAUUAUUUGCUGAUGACAGUAUUAUUUGAUUAUUUAUUUGCUUAUAAAUUUUCCACACAAAUAUUAAGCUAGAUCAAGAAGCCCGUUGAUUUCUUACCCUUUUUUUUUGUUUCUGUAAAAGUAUUGACCGAAGGUGGGUAGGCUUUGAGCUGUUGAUUGAGACGUGAAGCAAGGAAUGAUAAGAGAGAGAGAGAGUGAGAGAAGCGAACUCACAGAAGCGGAAAGCUUAUUGGAAUCGCCUCGGCUAGCAGAUGGGUGUCUGGCUCUGAUUGGAGCCAGCCGAGAUCACUCUGCCACAAUCAGACUGACUUGUUCGCGAGAUCUGGUUCUGGCGGGUGGAUUGUUGGGUUCUUUCUCGCAGUCGAAAUUAAAGCGUGGCCAUAGAGAAUUUUCUUCUCUUUUUUUUUCUUGUUCAUGUUUGAUUUUGGGAGGCUGGGUUUUUAAUUUGGAGCGACAGAUCUAGCUGGUCUGGGCGUAGUUAUUGGGGCUACCUGUAUUGGGUUCAUCGAGUGUCGGCGGUGAGAGAUCAGACGACAAAGGCAAUAAUGGAGGCCAGCGCCGGUUUAGUAGCCGGUUCUCACAACCGCAACGAGCUGGUCGUCAUUCGCCGCGACGGAGAAACCGGCGGCGCAUCAAAAGUUUUGGAGACUCUGGGCGGGCAAAUCUGCCAAAUAUGCGGAGACGACGUAGGGCUGACGGCGGAUGGGGAGCUAUUCGUGGCUUGCAACGAGUGCGCUUUCCCCAUUUGUAGGACUUGCUACGAGUACGAGCGCAGCGAAGGCAGUCAAGUAUGCCCCCAGUGCAAGACCCGCUUCAAACGUCUCAAGGGGUGUGCGAGAGUGGAAGGGGACGAAGAAGAAGAUGACAUUGACGACCUGGAGAAUGAGUUUAAUUUUGACGGGCAACAGCAGCAGCAUCAGCAUCAGCAGGCCUUUGCGGAGGCGGCAAUACUUCAGGGCCAUUUGGGGAGCUGCUACGGCCACCCCACUGCAGCCGCCAUCGAUUCUGACCUCCUUCACCGUCAUGCGCUUCAUACCAUCCCCCAACUACCUCUUAUCACCAACGGUCAUAUGUUUGAUGAUAUUCCUCCGGAGCAGCAUGCUUUGGUCCCGUCUUUCGUGGGUGGUUGUGGAGGCAAACGAAUUCACCCUCUCCCUUACUCUGAUCCUACCCUUCCAGUGCAACCCAGAUCCAUGGAUCCUUCCAAGGACCUAGCUGCCUAUGGCUAUGGAAGUGUAGCUUGGAAGGAGAGGAUGGAAACUUGGAAGCAAAAGCAGGAGAAACUACAGAUGAUGAAGAAUGACAACGGAGGCAAAGAUUGGGACAAUUAUCGGGAUGGGCCAGACUUACCGCUGAUGGAUGAGGCAAGACAACCUUUAUCAAGAAAGUUGCCUAUUUCGUCAAGCCAAAUUAACCCUUACAGAAUGAUCAUCAUAAUUCGACUUGCAGUUCUUGGAUUCUUCUUCCAUUAUCGGCUCAUGCAUCCAGUGAAUGAUGCUUAUGCAUUAUGGCUUGUAUCUGUGAUUUGUGAGGUUUGGUUUGCUCUAUCAUGGAUUCUUGAUCAAUUCCCAAAGUGGCUCCCUAUUGAGAGGGAAACUUAUCUUGACAGGUUGUCCCUGAGGUAUGACAAGGAAGGACAGCCUUCCCAACUAUCACCAGUUGAUAUAUUUGUGAGUACAGUGGAUCCAUUAAAAGAGCCCCCUCUGGUGACCGCAAACACUGUUCUAUCCAUUCUCGCAGUGGAUUACCCAGUUGACAAAGUCUCAUGUUAUGUUUCUGAUGAUGGUGCUGCUAUGCUGACAUUUGAGGCAUUAUCAGAAACAUCUGAAUUUGCGAGGAAGUGGGUUCCUUUCUGCAAGAAGUUUAAUAUUGAACCGCGUGCUCCCGAGUGGUAUUUUGCUCAGAAGAUUGAUUAUCUCAAAGAUAAGGUGCUACCUUCAUUUGUCAGGGAGCGAAGGGCAAUGAAGAGAGAGUAUGAGGAGUUCAAGGUUCAGAUCAAUGCAUUGGUUGCAAAGGCUCAAAAGGUCCCAGAAGAAGGGUGGACAAUGCAGGAUGGGACUCCAUGGCCUGGGAAUAAUGUGCGCGAUCAUCCUGGAAUGAUUCAGGUUUUUCUUGGCCAAAGCGGAGGGCAUGAUUUGGAUGGAAAUGAAUUGCCACGCCUGGUAUAUGUCUCUAGAGAGAAGAGACCUGGUUUCAAUCACCACAAGAAAGCUGGAGCAAUGAAUGCUCUAGUUAGAGUCUCUGCUGUCCUCACCAAUGCACCUUAUAUGUUGAACCUGGAUUGUGAUCACUACAUCAAUAAUAGUAAGGCUCUCAGGGAGGCAAUGUGUUUCAUGAUGGAUCCAUUGCAAGGGAAGAGAGUCUGCUAUGUUCAAUUCCCACAGAGAUUUGAUGGUAUUGACAGGAAUGAUCGCUAUGCAAACCGGAACACUGUCUUCUUUGAUAUCAAUAUGAAAGGUUUGGAUGGCAUUCAAGGACCCAUAUAUGUUGGGACUGGUUGUGUGUUCAGAAGGCAAGCAUUUUAUGGUUAUGAUGCACCAAAGGCGAAGAAGCCACCAACAAGGACAUGCAACUGCUGGCCGAAGUGGUGUUGUUGUGGAUGCUGUUGUUCUGGAAAAAGGAAGAAGAAAGCUAACAAGCUGAAGUCUGAGGUGAAGAAAAAUUUUAGGAAGGGAGAUGCUGGUACCCCCACACCAGCAUGCGCAGUGGAGGGUAUAGAAGAGGGUAUUGAAGGAAUUGAAGGUCAAAAUUUCGUUUUGAUGCCUGAGCAGAAGUUGGUGAAGAAGUUUGGGCAGUCUCCUGUGUUUGUUGCAUCCACCCUGCUAGAAAAUGGUGGGGCACUAAAAAGUGCUAGCCCAGCAUCUCUGCUUAAAGAAGCCAUCCAUGUCAUUAGCUGUGGUUAUGAAGAUAAAACAGAAUGGGGAAAAGAGGUUGGCUGGAUUUAUGGUUCAGUUACUGAGGAUAUAUUAACAGGUUUUAAAAUGCACUGCCAUGGAUGGCGAUCCAUAUAUUGUAUUCCUGCAAGGCCUGCAUUUAAAGGAUCUGCCCCCAUCAAUCUUUCUGAUCGUCUGCAUCAGGUUCUUCGAUGGGCCCUUGGAUCUGUAGAAAUUUUUUUGAGCAGACAUUGUCCUCUCUGGUAUGGUUAUGGAGGUGGUUUGAAAUGGUUAGAGCGUUUUUCUUACAUAAAUGCUACUGUAUACCCCUGGACGUCGAUUCCUCUGUUGGCGUAUUGUACUUUACCUGCCGUAUGCUUGCUUACAGGGAAAUUCAUCACACCCGAGCUCAGCAACGUAGCUAGUCUGUGGUUUCUGUCUCUUUUUAUUUGCAUUUUUGCCACAAGUAUCCUGGAAAUGAGAUGGAGUGGAGUUGGUAUUGAUGAAUGGUGGAGAAAUGAGCAGUUUUGGGUUAUAGGAGGGGUUUCAGCCCAUCUGUUUGCAGUCUUCCAGGGACUUUUGAAGGUGUUUGCUGGUGUUGACACAAACUUCACUGUGACAUCAAAAGCAGGGGAUGAUGAGGAGUUCUCAGAGCUGUACGCAUUCAAGUGGACCACGUUGCUCAUCCCUCCAACGACACUGCUGAUAAUAAACUUGAUAGGAGUGGUUGCUGGCGUUUCAAAUGCAAUAAACAACGGGUAUGAGUCAUGGGGGCCUCUGUUUGGAAAGCUCUUUUUUUCCUUUUGGGUGAUUGUUCACCUCUAUCCUUUCCUCAAGGGUCUCUUGGGCCGGCAGAACAGGACUCCCACAAUCAUCAUUGUCUGGUCAAUUCUGCUUGCUUCCAUCUUCUCCCUUUUGUGGGUUCGGAUUGAUCCAUUCUUGGCCAGAUCAGAUGGCCCACUUCUGGAGGAAUGUGGAUUGGUAUGUAAUUAGAUGGCAGCGUAUUUGUCACUUGUGUUAGCAAUUGACAGUAGUUGGUCUUGAUGGCACGAAAGAGUGUGACAGGGUAUGCAUAUCAGUAGAAACAUUGUGCAAUGUGUGUUGGGUUGGAUUGAUUCCAGACUUGUCGCUUGCUCCUUUUCUGUCCCAAGUAGUAAAACUUGAGAUGGCCAGCCGCUUAGAAGCUUCUCAUUGGGAGAGAUUGGUUGGCAGAAGAGGAUGAUGGAUGCUAUUCUUCUCAAUUCUUUAUUGAUUUGAUAUAUACAUACAUAAGAGAGGAGAGGAUGGGUGGAAUCACUUUGCCACUAUGCAUUUGUAUUGUUAGUACUAUUUCUCUGGUCACUUGUUUUACAAUAAGGAGCCUAGUGUUGAUUCGCCUGCAACAUGUAAUUAUCUAAGAAGGCUAUUUCUGUGCUUUGGUGCUUCAUCAUCUGCCCUCAUGUUAUUGUUCCCCCAUCUACGCCGUUCCUAUGUUUUGGCAUUCUGCAAAUUUAGACGGUUGGAGAAACAAAAAAAGUAAUUAAACCUUCUGUUUUAAGUGUGGACAGUUGUUGUACCGAUGUUUGUGACAUCCCUGUAAGAAUUGAUUCAUGAAGCAUGAUUGCAGAUUUGCAGUGGAGUUGCAAAGCUUUGUUUUUCAAAGAAUACAAUAAUCUUGUUACUUUAUCAUUUUAUCA